Molecule: messenger RNA, 3831 nt
Organism: Physcomitrium patens
Lineage: Eukaryota; Viridiplantae; Streptophyta; Bryopsida; Funariales; Funariaceae
Molecular function (GO): protein binding
Source: RefSeq, a predicted model, not a curated record
GCUUGUCCACACCACAGCUGCUCUGUUUCCACUUGUUCCCGAUUUCCGUAAGCCUUGUGGGCACCAAUCCCAACCACUCCCACCUCUUUCCAUCUGCAGCAGCAAUCUCUUGUUACUUAUCGUCGGCCAUCCUUUUGUCUGAAUAGAUUUUUUUUUAUGUGUUUAAACAUACGUCCCUCAGCACUUGCGGUUCUUCGAAGGACGUCGCUACUUGAGGAUUGAGGCUGCUGGCUCCAGCUCACGUUAAAGGAGCAUGAAUUUUGUGCAAUAAUCCAGAGGUUGUGGUGCUUCUGUGAUCAGGCUCCGUUGGGUUUCUACAAAAUUUUGAAACUAGGGUGUGGAGUUGGUGAGUUGGACGAUUUGUAUGUGAAUUUCUUAAUUGAGGAUAGGGGAAUUUGGAAGAUUGGAAGUUGUUGUUUUCCAGUGGAGUGGAUUUAGUGCUUCUAGUGUAACGUCGGCCAUGUUAGCCUUCGCCGGAAAGCUCUAGUCAGGUAGUGAGGAGUAAUUAUCAAUUUGGGGCUCUGGGGGUAUUUUCUAGGGAUCCCUGGCGAUGGGGACUCUCACUGGGACGCUUGGUCUUACAAUCCUGCAAUCUCAGUUCGCCAGAAAGUUUCGCUCCUCGCGAAUUCCUGACUUUCCAGGAUUGAGUGCACACAGAUUUUCAGAGUCGAAUUCCUUGAUUCUAAAAAAUCUUAGACAAUCUCAAUACUUGCGGAACAUACCCUACACUCAGCCUCUUUGCCCCGCAUCCGUAUCAUGGCCCUACGAGAGUUGGGAGACAGAGUCUUACGAAGAGGAUUCGACUUGGUCACGGAGUGGGUUCCUGCAACCGGAAGGAGGUCUCGAGCUUCUGGCUAUGGCGUUAGGUGUUUUGGUUUCUGUUUCGUUGGCAGUUUGCAGGAACGGUGCUACAGGGGUUUCACUAGGAUUUCUCUCUUGUGCGUUUCUCACAGCAACUUGCAUUGCACUUCGCAAUCAAAUUGCGAAUCGCUGUGAGUCACUGUUGGCGCAGUUCAAUGCCGUGCAAGAAGCCUUGGCUAUCCAACUUUCAAGCAUCCGUAGCAAUGUAUUAGUUUGGGGAACAGGAAAUGGCGCUACGGUUACCAUCCGUGACGGUGAAUCAGCCUCGGUUCCGGCAACCCAGCAUUCUCAAAGGAGUCAGGAAGAAAACCGUAGGGAGGAAACAAAUGAAAUGAAAUCUUUAGAAAUAGAGACAACCUUGUUGGACAUAUCCAAAUCUGUUGCUCAGCUGGCUAUGGUUGUUGCAAACCUAGACAACAAAAUAUCAAGUAUGGAGAAAGUUGCUUCUGAUAAUGCGGCUAAGAUUGAAAUUCUCACUCUUGGUUACUCGAAACGUAAUAAGUUCGUGGAGGAAGACACAACAAGGGUUUUAGAAGAAUGCUCGGAAGAGUCUAAGCCUUUUAUGGAACAGGUUGGAAAUACUUCGACUGCAUACUUUACUAAUACUGAGCCACUGCAGAAUGGAGCAUAUAGGAAUGAGGAUUUGAUUGUUAACGGAAGCGGAGCUCAGUUGAAGUGGGAAGAGGCGGUGAUCAAGGACGAGAAUAUAAAUCAAGUCAAAUCGCAAGUUUUCGAAGGUUUUCAAUCUUCAAAGACCCCGCUGACGUCGAACAGAGUCGAUGUAAUUUUACCUUCGGAGUAUGACAGUAACGUUAGAGAAGACCAAGUUUCGUUAGUAGAAAGUAAUUUUAUGGCGGUCCCGAAUGGAGCUGAAAGCAGCAGGAUGAGCCUCAGUCAACCUACUCUAUUCAAAUUUUCCAAUACACAGGUUGGAGAUACUUCGAUGGAAUUGUUCUUUCAAGAUGCUGGAGUUAGGGUUCCACAAGAAGAUGUUGCAACUACAACUGAAGAGCCAAUGCAGUCAAAGCAGAAUAUCACAGCUGUAGAAAUACCCAAAACUACAAGGAAUGGUGCGGAAACCGUAGUCCAGCCAGCAGUUACGAAAUCUAGACUUUCUUCUUCAGUUCGUAACAGAGUUGAAGAGGAUACUGUUGUUAGGGGCAAGUCUGCACAGGGAAUGGAAACAGUGUAUAGCAAGUUUGAUGGUCAGAGGCAAGAUACGUCAGAUGGAAAAGCUAUGAGGAUCGCAACUAGCAGGUCAAGCGAAUACGUAAUGGAGAGCUCGGAAAACUAUAGAGCAGUUCCUAUUACUGUUUCACGACCAAAUAUUCAAAGGCUAAAGAGGAUUAUGAAUGGCACAGAUCCAUCUGCUGUAUACGCUGUGACUCUGCCCAAAACAAAACCUAAACCUGCGGAGAGUUUGGUGGUACGAGCCUCACAAUCAGAUGCUGGGUGGGAUGAUUAUGAAGCGAAUGACCGUUCAGGUGUCGGCAGCAGAGGAACGACACGCUCUCAAGGUGAAGAAAGAUCUUCCAGCAAGACCGAUUAUGGUCAAAGUCGGCGGCGUGAAAGUCCUUCCGAUUCCGUAGGUGCGGACUUCGGUGGUAAUGGCAGUUCUAGUGACACUGAUAAAGGGGGUAAUGGUAGCAAGAGACGACAGGCCUCCUUUCGAAACUCAGAUUUGGAUUAUGAUUCGGGUGGAGACAGUGGGGCAGAAUCACCCACUUCUCAAGAUAAAAGACCGCCUCCUGCAGGUCCGUCGUAUCCUUCAGAACGAACUGACUCAUACCAAAACCUCCCUGGGCCAAACUCCCCAAAGCCAGGAGAUGAAGCAUUCCGACAAAUAAUUGAUGAAGUCGAGGCUUUGUUGAAGGAGGGAAGGGAGGGCCUUGAAGGUCGUAUUGAAGUGGAUGUAGCAGAUCGCAUGCUAUACGAAGCUGCCAAUCUCUGUGCAAAGGCCUUUGAGAUGAGGCCUUCCAGUCUCAUAGCGGUGGGCUUAUGGGGAAAUACACUCUUACUUCAUGGAGAGCUCAAGUUGCGGUUUAGCCAGAAUCUUCGAAGCAUGCUACCUGACCCCCCCUCGAAGUCAUUGAACAGACGAGAAUUUAGGGAAGCUGAGGAGGAGAGACUGGAAUUGGAAGCAACCUUACAAGAUGUUUGCGAAGAGUGCGAGCAACUGCUUGUAGAGGCUGGUCGAAAAUAUCGUCUAGCACUUUCUAUGGACCGGACGGACAUGCGUGCUCUUUACAACUGGGGGCUAGCCCUAUGCUAUCGCGGCCAACUCAUUGCUGAAGAAGGCGGAGAGACAGCUGCUCAAGAUGCAGAUAAAGUCUUCUUAGCUGCCAUUGACAAAUUCGAAGCAAUGAUGGGUCUCAGUGACGAGUAUGCCGCAGGGGCUUUGCUAAAUUGGGGAUUAGCUAUGCGCGACCGUUCCCGUCUUCGACCUUUGGGAAGCAAAGACCGGCGAAAGAUAAUGGCUCAGGCGAAAGAGAUCUUCGAAGAAGCUCUUCGUCUGGACCCCAACUAUGGUCAGGCCAGAGGGGCUGUAGCAGCGUCUACAGUGGAGUUGAAGAGACUUCAGGAAUACGAGGAAGAGCCGAGGGAGUCCAGAAAGGCACCAAACUCAAGAGGGUUAUUGGACUGGUGGAGUUGAGUCGCCCUAAUACUGCCUCUACGUGUUUUACAUAAACUUGUACUAUGUUUUCUUUCCUUUUCUUUUCCCCCUAAAGGUCAGCUUAGAAUGUAGCAACACGAGUCAUCACUCUAUUGUCCUCAUUUAAUCUUCAAACUGAAAACAUGUCGAGCAACAUUCAGUAACGAUUAUACACGAGAAAGUCAAUCAGCUUACAACGCACUUGUGUACUGAGGGCCACAGUGAAGCUCCAUUCGCCCUUAUAUGGAUGACAACAUAUAAUUGUUUGUAGCUGCUUUCAUGAAAUCAAAGUCUCGUGCGAAAAAUGCUUGACGAUA